AUGUGUCGAGGUGAAUGGCCGGUCGAAUUCGUCGAGCAGCUAUUUGAAGGAUGUGAAGAAGAAGAUGUUAUGAGUUUGCAGUAUGAGUGUUCAUGUAAUGAGGAUACUGACUUCGACUUGCUCUCUCCAAAUAUGUUGCAGGGGUUGUCUGAAUCGCAGAAGAAUAGCCUUCGUGAUAUCAUCGAGUGCGUCGAGUGGUAUUACGAGGCUGAAAAGCUACGCUUCUGCAUUGUCUUCAUGAUGUGCCCCGAACACCCUCUGAACAUUGAUCCUGAAGAAUCAUCCGCGGAUGGCCAGUACAAAGUAAUGAAAAUGUUGUUGGAGUGGGCUUUAGACCAUGUUGCAGAAAACAAAACCCCCACUUCACAUUCGACAUUCGAAUUGAUUCCUCGCCCGCCCAAUUACGACUACUUUGGCCCUGACCCCUAUCUCGCCGAGAUCUCCGAGCCCUAG
Messenger RNA from Botrytis sinoallii, 453 nucleotides. RefSeq lists its product as uncharacterized. The record is from RefSeq and is a predicted model, not a curated record. NCBI's taxonomy places the organism in Eukaryota, Fungi, Ascomycota, Leotiomycetes, Helotiales, Sclerotiniaceae. The coding region runs from base 1 to 453 and encodes 150 amino acids. The transcript has a single exon.